AUGGCACCCAUUCCCAUCAAGACCGUCCACAACACCACCUACCCAGCCAUCUCGCCGACUCGCCCCGAGCUAUCCACCAAAGGCAAGAAUGCUCUAAUCACCGGGGGCGGCUCUGGCAUCGGUGCCGCCAUUGCAAAGUCUUUUGCAAAGUCUGGUAUUAGCGACUUGGCUCUCCUCGGUCGCACAGAAAAGACUCUCCUCGAGAACAAAGCCGAGAUCGAGAGUCUCUACCCCGAGACUACCGUCUGGACGUACCGCGUCGACAUUGUAGACCGCGAGUCUACUCUCUCAGCUGUCCAGUCAUUUGCAAAGUCGACAAAGGGGAGCAUCGACAUUGUAGUGGCCAACGCUGGCUACAUGCCCAAGACGAACAGCAUUGCUGAUUCGGAUCCCGACGACUGGUGGCUCGGCUUUGGCAUUUCUGUCCGUGGAAACUUCAACCUCCUUCAAGCCUUCACGCCCCUUGCGGCACCCAACGCCUCCGUGAUUCACGUCUCAACCGAGGCGAUGUACAUGCAGUACAUGGAGGGCUUCUCAGGCUACCGCGCAUCCAAGCUUGCCGCCUACAAGGUCUUUGAGUACUACGCCAAGGAAAACCCCGACAAGACUGUCAUUCAGUUCCAUCCAGGUCUAAUUGCCGACACUGGCAUGACCAAGCCGAUCGCAGGCUUCAUCGAUGCGUUUGGGCUUGUCCCCGACGAUGUAACCCUUGCUGGAGACUUUUCAGUAUGGGCGGCUAGUGAGGAGGCCAAGUUUCUGAGCGGUCGCUUUGUUUGGGCUGGCUGGGAUAUUGAUGAGCUCAAGGGGCUUAAGGAUGAGCUGGAAAAGGAUGAUAGAAAGUUCACGAUUGGACUGUUGUCAUAA
Molecule: messenger RNA, 864 nt
Organism: Fusarium keratoplasticum
Lineage: Eukaryota; Fungi; Ascomycota; Sordariomycetes; Hypocreales; Nectriaceae
Exons: 1
Coding region: 1-864 (287 amino acids)
Cellular component (GO): cytosol
Molecular function (GO): oxidoreductase activity
Source: RefSeq, a predicted model, not a curated record